GUUUCUGCCACUUCUACCUGCCCGAGGAGCAGUACCCCAAGGGCUUCGCCUUCGACUGCGACGACGUCAACUUCGCCACCGACAACCUCUGCUUCGUGGGGCUCAUGUCCAUGAUCGACCCGCCCCGCGCCGCCGUGCCCGACGCCGUCGGCAAGUGCCGCAGCGCCGGCAUCAAGGUGAUCAUGGUGACCGGGGACCACCCGAUCACGGCCAAGGCCAUCGCCAAGGGCGUCGGCAUCAUCUCCGAGGGCAACGAGACCGUGGAGGACAUCGCGGCGCGGCUGAACAUACCUGUCAGCCAGGUGAACCCCAGGGACGCCAAGGCGUGCGUGAUCCACGGCACGGACCUGAAGGACAUGAGCUCGGAGCAGAUCGACGAGAUCCUGCAGAACCACACCGAGAUCGUCUUCGCGCGCACCUCGCCCCAGCAGAAACUCAUCAUCGUCGAGGGCUGCCAGCGCCAGGGCGCCAUCGUGGCGGUGACGGGCGACGGCGUCAACGACUCGCCGGCGCUGAAGAAGGCCGACAUCGGCGUGGCCAUGGGCAUCGCCGGCUCCGACGCCGCCAAGAACGCGGCCGACAUGAUCCUGCUGGACGACAACUUCGCCUCCAUCGUCACCGGCGUCGAGGAAGGGAGGUUGAUUUUUGACAACCUGAAGAAGUCGAUCGCCUACACGCUGACCAGCAACAUCCCCGAGAUCACGCCGUUCCUGCUCUUCAUCAUGGCCAACAUCCCGCU
Pyrgilauda ruficollis (rufous-necked snowfinch) is the source of this 739-nucleotide messenger RNA. RefSeq names its product sodium/potassium-transporting ATPase subunit alpha-3-like. The transcript has 5 exons. Gene Ontology annotation, biological process: potassium ion import across plasma membrane; intracellular potassium ion homeostasis; intracellular sodium ion homeostasis. Gene Ontology annotation, cellular component: membrane. The annotation marks the transcript as partial. Gene Ontology annotation, molecular function: ATP hydrolysis activity; ATP binding; P-type sodium:potassium-exchanging transporter activity. The record is from RefSeq and is a predicted model, not a curated record. Lineage: Eukaryota; Metazoa; Chordata; Aves; Passeriformes; Passeridae.